AUGAAUGUUCAUACGGCAAAAAAACCGACAAUCAGUUCAUCAUUUUAUGAUAGUUAUACAAAUAAACCGGUAAAAUGGUACGAAAUUGUUGAUGCCUAUCGACAAUAUACGGAAACAUAUUUACCAAUCCGUUUGGAUAAUUAUCCACAAACUCUGUUGAAAAAUCUUAAAGGGUUUUUCUCGAGUACAGAAAAAACCGAAGUAAUUGAUGAUAUAAAUCCCGUAAAUGAAAUUCAACAAACGCGUCCCGAUGGCAACAUAAUCAAAGUAACUGAAUAUGAUUUAAAAGGUGAAAAAUUUGAUUCACGCAUAUCAGAUGCUGUUAGAACACAUUCGUCCAAAAAACUACGUAGCAGCUCAAAAAGAGCUCGAUCACGACACCAAACAAUGUCACCACCAAGACGAUCUUAUUCUCAUACAAGACAAAAUUCAGUAUCACCGACUUUUUCCGAUUGUCCCGAAUGCCUUGCAGCAGCCCGAGCAAAUUCAUAUAUUUGUAAUUGUUCUGAAUGUCGUAACAAACGAUCCGUAUAUCCAAAUCAAAAACCCUUUUGUGAUUGUUAUGAAUGUCGUCAAAACAGAAAAGUUUCACAAUAA
Molecule: messenger RNA, 597 nt
Organism: Didymodactylos carnosus
Lineage: Eukaryota; Metazoa; Rotifera; Eurotatoria; Philodinida; Philodinidae
Source: the annotation of a GenBank genome assembly